Molecule: messenger RNA, 6230 nt
Organism: Megalops cyprinoides (Indo-Pacific tarpon)
Lineage: Eukaryota; Metazoa; Chordata; Actinopteri; Elopiformes; Megalopidae
Gene: ubr2
Product: ubiquitin protein ligase E3 component n-recognin 2
Exons: 47
Coding region: 13-5277 (1754 amino acids)
Biological process (GO): ubiquitin-dependent protein catabolic process via the N-end rule pathway
Cellular component (GO): ubiquitin ligase complex; cytoplasm
Molecular function (GO): ubiquitin protein ligase activity; zinc ion binding
Source: RefSeq, a predicted model, not a curated record
UAGCGAGCGAAGAUGGCGGCGGCCGAGUCCGAUCGCGAAGUACCGUCCGCUCUCUGCAGCGAAUUCCUCGAUUUCUCAGCCAAGGACACCGCUCUGAAAUGGCUCCAAAUGUCCGACCUCUCCAAGGAGGUGUACCAGCACCUGGCCCGUUACGUUCCCAAAAUCUACUGCCUGGGGCCCAACCUGAACCCCCAGAGCGAGGACCUCCUGGCCCAGCUCCUCCUGCAGGCCCCGCUGGAGUGGUACCUGUGUGGAGAGGACCCGUCCACAGGCCUGGCCAAGCUGGAGCAGAACAACCAGCCCUCCCAGCUCUGUGGGCACGUCUUCAAGGUGGGGGAGCCCACCUACUCCUGCAGGGAGUGCGCGGCAGACCCAACCUGUGUUCUCUGCAUGCAGUGUUUCCUGGGAAGCGUGCACAAAGAACACCGCUACAGGAUGACGACCUCUGGGGGAGGAGGCUUCUGUGACUGCGGCGACACGGAGGCCUGGAAGAAGGGCCCUUACUGUCAGAAACACGAACCCAACAUCAGUGACGCCUCCCAGGAGGACCCGCUGGCUCACCUCUCCGCAGACAUGAUCGGGCGCGCCUAUAACGUGUUCUCCAUCGUGCUGAAGUACGCCGUCGACAUGCUCACCUGGGAGAAGGAGGACGAGCUGCCGCUAGGCCUGGAGCCGCCGGAGCGAGGGGACACUUACUACUGCAUGCUGUUCAACGACGAGGUGCACACCUACGAGCAGGUCAUCUACACGCUGCAGAAGGCCGUCAACUGCACCCAGAAAGAGGCGGUCAGCUUCGCCACCACAGUGGACAGAGAUGGUCGGAAAUCCGUGCGGUACGGGGACUUUCAGUUCUGCGAGCAGGCCAAAUCCGUUAUUGUGAGGAAUACCAGCCGCCAGUCCAAGCCGCUGCGUGUGCAGGUGAUGCACUCCUCGGUGGUGGCUCACCAGUGCUUCGCGCUCAAGGCCCUGGCCUGGCUGGGCCACAUCAUCGGAUACUCAGACGCACUGCGGAGAAUCCUGUGUCAGGUGGGGCUCCAGAACGCACCGGAAGGGGAGAACACCUCGCUUGUCGACACCCUCAUGCUCUGCGACUCCAAGAUGUGGAAAGGUGCCAGGAACGUCUACCACCAGCUGUUCAUGAGCAGUCUCCUCAUGGACCUGAAGUACAAGAAGCUUUUCGCCAUCCAGUUUGCAAAAAACUAUGAGCGCUUGCAGAGCGACUAUGUGAAAGACGACCACGACAGAGAGUACUCCAUCACAGACCUCUCCGUGCAAAUGUUCACCGUGCCUUCCCUGGCUCGCAUGCUGAUCACAGAGGAGAACCUGAUGACCACCAUCAUCCGCACCUUCGUGGACCACUUGCGGCACCGUGACCUGCAGGGCCGCUUCCAGUUCGAGCGCUACACCGCCCAGCAGGCCUUCAAGUUCCGCCGCGUCCAGAGCCUCAUCGGGGACCUCAAGUACGUCCUGAUCAGCCGGCCCACGGACUGGACUGAUAAACUCAGGGAGAAGUUCCUGGAGGGGCUGGACACAUUCUUGGAGCUGCUUAAGUGCAUGCAGGGCAUGGACCCGGUGGUGCGCCAGGUGGGCCAGCACAUCGAGAUGGAGCCGGAGUGGGAGGCAGCCUUCACCCUGCAGAUGAAGCUCACGCACAUCAUCUCCAUGAUGCAGGAGUGGUGCGCGACAGACGAGAAGGUGCUGAUCGAGGCCUACAGGAAGUGCCUGAUGGCGCUGACGCACUGCCACAGCGGCUUCACCGACGGGGAGCAGCCCAUCACGCUCAGCAUGUGCGGCCACUCGGUGGACACCAUCCGCUACUGCGUGUCCCAGGAGAAAGUCAGCAUUCACCUGCCCGUGUCGCGCCUGCUCGCAGGCCUGCAUGUUCUCCUCAGUAAGACCGAGGUUGCCUACAGAUUCCCCGAGCAGCUGCCCCUGAGUGAGCUGAGCCCCCCGAUGUUGAUAGAGCACCCCUUGCGCUGUCUGGUGCUCUGUGCCCAGGUGCAUGCUGGGAUGUGGAGGAGAAACGGCUUCUCAUUGGUCAAUCAGAUAUACUACUACCACAACGUGAAGUGCAGGGUGGAGAUGUUUGACAAAGACCUCAUCAUGCUGCAGGCCGGGGCGUCCAUGAUGGAUCCCAACCACUUCCUGAUGAUCGUCCUGAGCCGCUUCGAGCUCUACCACAUCUUCAGCUCGGCCGACUGCAGGAAGAGAUACAACCGAGAGAGCGCCAACAAGGAUGUGGUCCAGCAGAAUAACACUCUGAUCGAGGAGAUGCUGCACCUGGUCAUGAUGGUUGUAGGUGAGCGGUUCACUCCUGGGAUCGGCCAGGUGCAGCCGUCUGAGGAGAUCGAGCGCGAGAUUAUUCACCAGCUGUGCAUCCGGCCCAUGGCCCACAGUGAGCUGGUCAAGGCCCUGCCUGAGAACGAGAAUAAGGAGACCGGGAUGGAGACAGUGAUCGACUCCGUUGCUUCAUUCAAGAAACCAGGAGUGACAGGCAGAGGGCUUUACGAGCUGCGGCCGGAGUGCGCCAAGCAGUUCAACCUGUACUUCUACCAUUACUCUCGUGCCGACCAGUCCAAGGCAGAGGAGGCCCAGAGGAAACUGAAGAGACAGAAUGGAGAAGAUUCAGCUCUGCCCCCGCCCGUCCUGCCCCCCUUCUGCCCGCUCUUCGCCAGCCUGGUCAACCUGCUGCAGUGCGACGUGCUGCUCGGCAUGCUGGGAGCCGUGCUGCAGUGGGCGGUGGAGCCCAGCGGGGGGCACUGGUCCGAGUCCAUGCUACAGAGGGUGCUGCACCUGAUAGGCAUGGCCCUGCUGGAGGAGCAGCAGCAGCUGGAGAGCAGCAGCGAGGACAACGACGUCACCUUCAACUUCACGCUCAAGAUCUCCCGACCAGGAGAGGCCCCGAGUAACACCCCCAGCAUCCUUGCUCUCCUGGAGACCCUGCAGAACGCACCCCACCUGGAGGUGCACAAAGACAUGAUCCGCUGGAUCCUCAGGACGGUGGCCAGCAUUAAGACGAUGCGGGAGCGCACCACCACCAGCCCGGUGACAGACAGCGGAGGACAGAGCCAGGAGGAGACUCUCCGUGAUAAGGACAAGGCGGAGCGGAAGAGGAAGGCGGAGAUGGCCCGUCUGAGGAGGGAGAAGAUCAUGGCGCAGAUGUCCGAGAUGCAGCGCCACUUCAUCAACGAGAACAAGGAGCUCUUCCAGCAGAGCCUGGAGGAGCUGGAGGCGUCCACAUCCACCUCGCUGGAGCACAGCCCCACCUCUCCGGACGCGGCUCUGGUGUGCCUGGGCCCGCGCCGGACCCGGCUGAACGAGAAGCGGCAGGUGGUCACCUGCAUCCUGUGCCAGGAGGAGCAGGAGGUGCGGGCGGACGGGCGCGCCAUGGUGCUGGCCGCAUUCGUCCAACGCUCCACCGUCAUGUCCAAAAACCGCCGCAGGCCCCCGCACGACCCCGAGAACUACGACCCUCUCUUCAUGCACCCUGACCUGUCCUUUGGGACGCACACCGGCAGCUGUGGCCACAUCAUGCACUCACACUGCUGGCAGAGGUAUUUCGAGGCGGUCCAGGCCAAGGAGCAGCGUCGGCAGCAGCGCCUGCGCGUGCACACCAGCUACGACGUGGAGAACGGCGAGUUCCUGUGUCCCCUGUGCGAGUGCCUCAGCAACACCGUCAUCCCCCUGCUGCCCCUCGCCAAAGCGCCCAGCAGCUGUGAGCAGCCAGGCUUGGGUCAGUGGCUGAAGACGAUAGGCCAGCAGGUGAAGGCCCUUCACUCUGCCCACAAGAAGCUCAAGCCAACCAGUGCUGGAGCUGUUGAUGAUGCUGAUAGGAUGGAAGAGUGCGCUCCCCCAGAGGGCUUCACACCUGACCAAAUUCCCAAGAACCCAUAUUCCAGCACCAUAAAGGAGAUGCUCACCACGUUCGGGACGGCGACGUACAAAGUUGGCCUUAAGGUCCACCCCAACGAGGAGGACCCCCGAGUCCCCAUCAUGUGCUGGGGCAGCUGUGCCUAUACCAUCCAGUCCAUCGAGCGACUGCUGGUGGACGAGGAGAAGCCAUUAUUUGGGAGUUUACCUUGCAGACAGGACGACUGCCUGAGGUCAUUGACCAGGUUCGGCUCGGCUUGCUGGACCGUCUCGUCUCUGCCCUCCGUGCAGGCCCAUUUCAUCAGACUGUUAGCAGUGCUGGUUCCAGACCCGCAGGUGGAGAGCUCCCACUGUAUCCUGGAAGUAGACAUGUUCCACCUGCUGGUGAGUUUGGUCCUGUCCUACCCCUCAGUUCACUGCCAGGACUCCUCAGGUCUCAGUGUGGACGGGGCCCAGCUGCACCUGUUCCACCUGGUCACCGUGGCGCACAUCGUCCAGAUCCUGCUAACCUCUGUGCCAGCGGAGAUGACGAUGGAGCAGGAGAGCGGGGGCGGAGAUGAGGAGGAGGAGGAGGGCAUCUGCCACCUCUACAGCCUUCUCGGGACACACCUGGGCAGCACCUUGCGUGAGGUGGGCUCGGGCUGGCACCUCUGGCGCUGCGUGAAGGCGGGGAUCCUCCCCUACCUGAGGGGCGCGGCGCUCUUCUUCCACCACCUCAACGGGGUGCCCACCCCACCGGAGCUGCAUGCUCUGGGCCCAGGUCAGUGGGAGCAGUUGUGCGCGUACCUCUGUCUGCCCUCCAACCUGCUGCAGCUCUACCACAGUCACAGGGACCUGCUGGACCCCCUGCUGGAAGGGUGGUGCUCUCACCCGUACGUGCGGGAGUACCUCCAGGCCGGCGGCCCCCUCAUCAGCUUCCCUCGGGAGUCCAACCGACUGAUUGACCUCCCAGAUGACUACAGCGCCCUCAUCAACCAAGCCUCGAGCUUCACGUGCCCCAAAUCUGGCGGGGACAAGUCGCGGGCACCCACCCUGUGCCUGGUGUGCGGCACCAUGCUGUGCUCCCAGAGCUAUUGCUGCCAGACGGAGCUGGAGAGCGAGGACGUGGGGGCCUGCACCGCACACACCUUCAGCUGCGGAGCCGGCGUCGGCAUCUUCCUCAGGGUCAGAGAGAGCCAGGUGCUGUUCCUGGCUGGAAAGACGAAGGGCUGCUUCUACGCUCCGCCCUACCUGGACGACUACGGCGAGACAGACCAGGGCCUCAGACGGGGGAACCCGCUGCACCUGUGCAGGGAGAGGUAUCGGAAGAUCCAGAAGCUCUGGCGCCAGCACAGCAUCACGGAGGAGAUUGGCCACGCCCAAGAGGCCAACCAGACACUGGUGGGCAUCGACUGGCAGCACUUGUGAUGUCACACAUGGUCAACCCUUGAGCCACACCCACCAGGCAUGUCCAGGCCCACGGUCGGACAGUCUUGUUCUCAGACCCAGGGGUUCUGCACACAGGACGGGGGUCGCUGUGGCAAAGAGGCCCCGCCUCUGUGCCCCUCUCUCCCUCCCUCACUCACUCUGUCUGAGAGAGGAUGAAUGCAUGUAGUUUACCUAUUCUUUUGCUAUUCUAUCCGGCAAGAUUGCGUCUCUUUUCUUUGUCAUUUAAAUAUAUAAGACAUUUAGCCAUGCGUUGAGCAGCAAGUGACUGGCUCUGAAGCGCAAUGAAUACUCGAGAGUAACACUUUAGGAAUGGCAUUUCAUUUCUGUUUAUUCAUACAUACAUACAUACAUACAUACAUUUUAUGUUUUGUGUAUAUCUAUAUACAUAUACAUAAAACAUAAAAUACUUAAGUUAUUUUUAGGAUAGAUGGCUCAAGUAUUGAUUUAUUAACCGCUGUUUUGCUUUAAAUGAAACAAUUCUGGUAAUUUUGAGCAAGCACAAUUUUGUCUCUGCGCAGAAGCAGCAUUUCAGAUAAGUCAACAGUAGCUCAUUGCAGGACGUUCUCCACACCAUGGCAGUGCCCUCUUGAGGUUGGCCCAUGUCUCUGCCCUCCGCAGAUGUGUGUUUUAUAUCCGGUGACUUCAGUAUUGGGGGCGCAGGGGUGUCUGGGGGGCAUACCCCUAUCCCCUCCUUCACACUUGUGUUCACUUUAACAAAUUGAACUGCGUAUGUUUAAAGAAACCCCCAACACAUAAAUGUGCAGUGAAUACAAGCUAAUACUGAGAAGUGUGUGUCCUAGUGACGUGUGCAUGUUGGCAUAUGUGUGUUUGCGCGUCUGCCUUCUGGAUGUGUGUUUGAUGUCUGUUUUUCCCAGGAAUAUGUGUGUGUGUGUGUGUGUGUGUGUGUGUGUGUGUGUGUGUGUGUGUGUGUA